UUUCUGCUGGCAGAAGCACGCCUCAUGCAAUAGACGAUGGAACCAAAGAAACCAAGAACAAGAUAACGAGAGUUGCAGCUAUUUUUAUUGGCCCAAAACUUUAUGGAUUGUAUAGUUGUGUUUCACCAUCAAUUGGUUCCUCGUAUUUCAGUCGGCCAACGUUAUAGCUUCAGAACUGUUGAUGCAGGAGUAGGACUAGGGAUAUACGGGAAGAGACCAUUCGUUUCCACUUGCUGGGCUGUUGGGGUGCCUGGAGGCUUGUCUGAUGAGAGCUCUAGUUCAUCGCAGAUUAAUCCAAAUGGCUCUCUCUUCAGUGCCUCAGAUGAGCCUUCUUCAACAACUUUCGGCACCUUGGAUGCUGAGAUAACACCUGAAACAAUUGAUUUCUUUGUCAGUGAUGCUGAGGGCGAUCCUGAUUGCCCCACUGCAGGCUAUUCUUCGAUUGAACAAGCCCUGAAUAUGUUGCGCAAAGGAAAGUCUGUGAUAGUUGUAGACGAUGAAAAUGAAGAGAUUGAAGGAAAUCUUGUGAUGGCUGCAUCUUAUGCGAAUCCACAAGCUGUUGCAUUUUUGUUAAAACAUGGAUCUGGAAUUGUUUCAGUAGGAAUGAAAAGUGACGAUCUUGAGAGGUUACAGCUCCCUUUGAUGUCACCCGAAAACGAAGAUGAUUCUUCUGCUCCAUCUUUCACGAUUACAGUGGAUGCCAGAGUGGGCACUACUACUGGUGUAUCAGCUUCAGACCGGGCUAAGACAGUCCUUGCACUCUCAUCUCCUAGUUCCAGGCCCGAAGAUUUUAGAAGGCCAGGCCAUGUCUUUCCCCUCAAGCAUCGGAAUGGUGGGGUUUUGAGGAGAGCUGGACAUACUGAGGCUUCUGUUGAUUUGGUUAUGCUGGCUGGCCUGCGGCCUACAUCUGUACUUUCUGCAGUUGUUGAUGGAGAGGAUGGCUCCAUCGCAUCCUUGCCUUGUUUAAGAAAGUUAGCCCUGGAGCAGAACAUCCCAAUUGUCUCAAUUACGGACUUGAUCAGGUACAGGAGAAAGAGGGAAAAUCUGGUUGAAAGGACAGCAAUUUCUCGUUUGCCGACUAAAUGGGGUUUAUUUCAGGCUUACUGUUAUCGCUCAAAGCUUGAUGGAACAGAACAUAUAGCAGUUGUAAAGGGGGAAAUUGGAAAUGGUCAAGAAGUCCUAGUAAGGGUUCACUCUGAAUGUUUGACAGGGGAUAUUUUUGGGUCAAGGCGAUGUGAUUGUGGAAAUCAGUUAGACCUGGCAAUGCAGUUAAUUGAGCAAGCCGGCAGGGGAGUUGUUCUCUAUCUCCGGGGCCACGAAGGGAGGGGUAUUGGCCUAGGUCACAAGCUUCAGGCCUAUAACUUGCAAGACCAAGGCCAUGACACUGUGGAAGCCAAUCUUCAGCUUGGUUUUGCAGCAGAUGUACGCGAAUAUGGGAUAGGUGCACAGAUACUACGUGACAUCGGAAUUCGUACCAUGCGCCUAAUGACUAACAACCCGGCCAAGUUCAUCGGUCUGAAGGGCUAUGGUUUGGCAGUUGUUGGACGGGUUCCAGUUUUGACUCCCAUCACCGAGGAAAACAAGAGGUAUUUGGAAACUAAGAGAGCAAAGAUGGGGCAUAUCUAUGAAUCCGGCGAACGAGGACUAUUGGAUGCAUUUAUUAACCCAGAUAUUGAUGAAAAUGAUCCUCCUGAGGAAAACCAGAGAAAAUGAAUGAUCACUUUGGUUUCAUAUAAAAGCUCCUCUCCACUUUGUGGUUUUCUGGGUCCUUUUUUUCGUUUUUAUGAAAUAGUCAUUGUUGAAAAUCAUUGAUCUUCUGUAUGUAUUUACUGCAGAAAUUUAUUUGAUCACUUCAGGUUCACAGAUACAAAAGAGAUAAUAAAUCCUCUCGGGGAAUGUUACCACGAA
Molecule: messenger RNA, 1908 nt
Organism: Coffea eugenioides
Lineage: Eukaryota; Viridiplantae; Streptophyta; Magnoliopsida; Gentianales; Rubiaceae
Product: monofunctional riboflavin biosynthesis protein RIBA 3, chloroplastic
Exons: 6
Coding region: 103-1713 (536 amino acids)
Biological process (GO): riboflavin biosynthetic process
Cellular component (GO): cytosol
Molecular function (GO): GTP cyclohydrolase II activity; 3,4-dihydroxy-2-butanone-4-phosphate synthase activity
Source: RefSeq, a predicted model, not a curated record